AUGCCACGUAAGCUACGUAAGAAUAUACGUAAGAGGAAGGGAGCAUUGAAACAUCCAAUAGUAAAACUGACACCACAACAACAGUUGCAACAACAAAUGAUGAAUGACCCCACUAUGUUGCAACAAAUGUCAAGCAACCCUAUGCUUUUAAACCGAGUUAUUGGUGCACAGAGUGGAGGUUUAAGAGCGGCACUUUUAGCGAAAAUGGCAGGCUAUGGUGGAGCUGCAGACGGAACAACUUAUAACCCUCAAAGUCAAAUGAAUUUGAGUUCACUCAAAAAUCAAAUAACAGAUGUCAAAAAGUCAAACAUAGACAUACAGAAACAAAUAAGUGAAAACGAAAAGAAACUAGAAUAUGACAGACAGACAAAGAAACUAAAUGAGUUAAACACAGAGAAAAAGAAGAAAGAAGAACAACUGAAAGAACUAAGUACAGAGGAAUAUGCGAAAAAAGUGUCAGAAAAAGCAGCAGAAGUAGCAAAAAUGGAACAAGAUGUUAUAAAUUUGAAAAACCAUACUACUCAAUAUAAAGUACUGAAAGAUGAAGAGAUAAAACAAAAAGCCAUGAAGACAUAUAUGGAUAGUGAUGAGUAUAAAAAAGAAGUUGAAGCAAAUGUAAAGGCAGAAAAACUUUUACA
This is a messenger RNA of Trichomonas vaginalis G3, 638 nucleotides long. RefSeq names its product protein of unknown function, DUF4106 family. The annotation marks the transcript as partial. NCBI's taxonomy places the organism in Eukaryota, Parabasalia, Trichomonadida, Trichomonadidae. The transcript has a single exon. The record is from RefSeq and is a predicted model, not a curated record.